AUGCAUAGUGAUUGUGGCACAAACUUCGUGGGUGCAUCACGAAUCCUGACUCCGUUGAAAACCUUCCUUCACUCAAGUUCCUUUCAAGAUCGAGCACAUCAACAGUUAGCGAAAACGGGUGUAAAAUGGUUCUUCAAUCCUCCCUCGUCACCACAUUUCGGCAGGUUGUGGGAGGCUGGUGUCAAAUCUGCCAAGGCACUGAUUCUCAGAUGCAACGGUGGCGUCUCAUCACUGACCUGCAUCGCCACUUCUGGUCGAGAUGGAAAAAUGAGUACCUAUCCAGUCUACAACACCGGAGAAAAUGGUCUGACAAUCAAGGGAAAUUGGCUCUUGAAUCUUGAUGAUCUUGUCCUGAUCAAAGAGCCCACGGCUCCUCUUCAUUGGCACCUCGGACGAAUCGUAAAGCUGCAUCCUGGAUCGGACGGAGUUUCCCGCGUUGCAACCGUUCGAACUGCAACGGGCCUCCUGACCAGACCUGCUGUCAAGCUUUGUCCUCUACCUUCUCCUUGA
Molecule: messenger RNA, 510 nt
Organism: Macrosiphum euphorbiae (potato aphid)
Lineage: Eukaryota; Metazoa; Arthropoda; Insecta; Hemiptera; Aphididae
Source: the annotation of a GenBank genome assembly